This is a messenger RNA of Puccinia graminis f. sp. tritici CRL 75-36-700-3, 1215 nucleotides long. Its product is annotated as 20S proteasome subunit alpha 3. The record is from RefSeq and is a predicted model, not a curated record. Gene Ontology annotation, cellular component: nucleus; proteasome core complex, alpha-subunit complex; cytosol. The transcript has 8 exons. The coding region runs from base 6 to 1055 and encodes 349 amino acids. Gene Ontology annotation, biological process: ubiquitin-dependent protein catabolic process. Lineage: Eukaryota; Fungi; Basidiomycota; Pucciniomycetes; Pucciniales; Pucciniaceae.
GGGCGAUGACGACAUGGCCUAGGACGUCGAUCGAGGACUCGCAAGUGUCUACACCAACCAAGCAACACUCACACUGCACACCUGCUUCAUACAUCCCAUCAUCCACACAAGUUCCAACCUUCUCCUUCCUUCCUAUCAUCAAGAUGGCAAGAAGAUAUGACUCGCGUACCACGAUCUUCUCGCCAGAGGGGAGAUUAUAUCAAGUAGAAUAUGCCAUGGAAGCGAUCAACCAUGCCGGGACGGUGAUUGGGAUCCUGGCCUCUGGAGCAGCAGCCCCGGCACCUACGGGCGAAGACCCCAAAACGACGACGACGACCGGCUCGGAGGAUGUGGCGAUGUCGGAUGCCAGUCCGGCGGCUACGAAGCCUGUCGAGCCCGUCGCCAUCAAGAAAGGAAAGAGACGGACUGGGAUCGUGCUUGCCGCUGAGAAAAAAGUGACCAGCAAAUUGUUGGAGAAAGAGGAAGGAACCGGAGAGAAGAUCUUCUUGAUCAACGGAAACUUAUUAUCGGGAGUUGCAGGCUACACGGCCGAUGCCAAUUCUUUAGUGAACUACUCGCGUAACGUUGCCCAAGGACAUUUGAUGUCUUACGAUACUGACAUGCCUGUAGAACAAAUGGUCAAAAGACUCUGUGAUUUGAAGCAAGGCUACACUCAAUUUGGAGGACAGCGUCCGUUUGGUGUUUCUUUUCUGAUUGCCGGAUACGAUCCUCAUCAUCAAUUCCAAUUAUAUUCAACCGAUCCAUCCGGAAACUACGCCGCUUGGAAAGCAACCUGUAUCGGAAAUGGGAACUCAACCGCAACCUCUUUACUCCGACAAGACUACAAGGAUUCGAUGGAUCUAGACGAAGCGAUCGUUCUGGCACUAAAAGUGCUCAGCAAGACGAUGGAUGACACAAGUCUCAGCUCGGAUCGAGUCGAGUUCGCGGUGAUCUCUACUGAUGAAGAGACCGACCAACCUCAUGUACGGAUCUAUAAACCGGCGGAAAUCGACGAGCUUUUGAAGGCUCAAGGGUUGACCAAGGUCCCAGAGUCAGAAACAGCCAUGAAAUCGUAACCGAUUCAUCCCCUCUCUGUAACCUCCUCUAAUUCUUCCCUGAUAUUUUUUUAAAAAAAAAAAGAUGUGUGAAACAAAAAAAAAUGAAGAACAGAAAACAAAGAAAAUGAUGGGGUUAGGUUAUGUAAUAAUAUUUUCGAGUUGUUGUUGUUGAGAGGUU